UCCAGGACUUAAUCCUUGGAUAUAUCCUUCAGAUAUAUCUACUUAACAUUUUAUAAUCAAACAUUUAUUUUCGGUAUUAUCACAUUUAUUCAGUAUUCACUAUUUCAUUAUUAUUCAUUUAUUAAUUUCUACAAAUUAAAAAUUGUUAUUCCUUUUACAAAUCAUCUGAUUUAUUGAAGUCAUUUCCAUCUGCUGGAUCUCACUGCAUCAGUAUGGACCUACAGAGCUGAGAUAUUCUUCUAAAAAUCUUGAUGAGAAUUUUUAAUGAAGUGAACUAUUCCUUUAAUGUAGUCACAUGGUUAAAGAAUACAACAUUUCCCAGUGUUCACUGCUCAAAAAUCUGCUGUUGCUAUUUAAACAUGGCGCAGUACAGUCAGACGAGCUCUCUGUUAUCACCUGUAAAACUAUGAUCUGAGAAACGAGACAUUCAAAAGCCAUAUUAGAAAACGGAAGACAUUCUAGUAAUAUCGGACUCAUCUGUAUUGUUAUACUUGAAGUAAAAUGCCUUCUCCAAAAGCGCGGAGCAGCUCUGGGCGCAGCGGCAGCGUUCCGUGUACCGGUGGUGGAAACGGGCGCUAUGAGUUCAUUUCACUGAGCCGAACUCCCCCGCCGAACCUGCUGCAGAAACAGUGCUCUGAUCCCACAUCAGCGCGGCUCCGAGCCUCCGAGAGCCCCAACCGACGCCGCGGCUCGGGUUCGUCCACCUCUUCCACCGGCGGGCAGCAGUUACCGGAGGAAGACUGCAUGAAAUUAAAUCCGUCUUUCAUCGGGAUAGCGCUCAGCUCUCUGCUGGCGAUCGACCUGUGGCUGUCGAAGCGGCUUGGUGUAUGCGCCUGUGAGGACUCGUCCUGGGGCAGCGUGCGACCGCUCAUGAAGCUCAUCGAGAUCUCCGGGCACGGGAUUUUGUGGUUGGCCGGUGCCGCGUACUGCCUGCAUAAAAGCGACAGUGCCGCCGGUCAGGAGGUCAUGCUGAACCUGAUCAUGGCCUUGGUAUUGGACCUUGUGCUGGUUGGCAUGGUGAAGGCUGUUGUGCGGCGUCGACGUCCAACCCAUAAUCGCAUGGAUAUGUUUGCCACGUUCUCUGUGGACCGCUAUUCCUUUCCAUCAGGCCAUGCUACACGUUCCGCAAUGUGUGCCCGCUUCCUAUUGGCCCACCUGGUGCUGGCAGCCCCACUCCGUGUGCUCGUCCUGCUCUGGGCCACUGUUGUUGGUUUUUCUAGGGUUCUCCUUGGACGCCAUAAUGUGACGGAUGUUGCGUUUGGUUUCCUCAUGGGCUACUGGCAAUAUAAUUUGGUUGAGAUGCUCUGGUUGUCCCCAGUCAUGUUUCAAAGUGCAUUUGGACAGCUUGACUGAGAAGCUAUGAGAACUUAAAGAGGUCCUGAUUUCUUGGAGCCCAUUUUAUGGAGGAUCUAGAAUCAUUCAAUUGCUGCCAGUAUGCUGGUAAUAAUUCCAUGUUGUCAAUCAGGUUGCUUUAUGUGGGUUCUACAUUGUUUUGUGUGUCUUCUAACUCGAAUGUAAGAUAUUAACCUCAUUGAUCAUCUGCCAGCAAUGUCCAGUGUUUUUCUUUGACUUGGAUUGUCAGGGAGCAGUGAAAAUAGUUUUAAGUCCUUCACUUAAAGUUAUUUGCCUGUUUUUCUCUCUUUCUUUACAUCUUUUGUGUCGAUACUCUGAAACUGGAAAAAUUCCAGCAGUCUUGAUGAAGCAUCUGGCAUCAUUUCCUGCCCUUAUGAGGAUUGGCACUCAUCAAGAAAGGAUAGGGAAGUACUGUAGUUUUAGCUUUUGAAUAUUUCGAUGGGGUGGACUAUGGCUUCUGCUGACUUCUGACAUGUCUGUUAAACUGCAGGAUACUGUUGCACCAUUGUGAUAUUACACAUAUAAAACCAAAAAAAUAGCCAUCAACUCGAAGAUUCUGCCCCCGUUUUUUAUUUAAUUUUAACACCAACCAGAGUUUUAUCUCUAAUUAAAAUGAAGCUCUGAAUAAGUGAAUAUUUAAUUAACAUGCAAAUCAAAACCAAGGGGUGAAUUUCAGUGCAGCUCCAAUGCCUUGAGGGUGUGCAGUGUCCUCAAUUUUUGCAGUUCCAUUUGAUGGUGCAGAAAUUACAUACUUCAGGUUUAAUCUAUGAAGUAGAACUAUUUUUUUUUUUGUUGCCAUUUCAUCUUUGACGUAUGGUCUUUGAAACUUUGCAUAGUUUUUUCUUAAUGGGUCGAAACCACAACUGAUUAUAGAGCCAUAAAAUGCAUGAUGCUGCAAAACUGAUACCAUAUAUUGUACGGGAAGCUGUCAUAAUGUCAGUGUAUAAGCAUCAAGCUGGUGUACAAUGCAAGAUGAUGACCAUAACUUUGACCAAAGUUGCACUGAAUCAUCUCUCAAACUGGACAACCCAUGCAAAAAAGUACUGUGGCAGUACCUUGGUACAGUGAUGGUAUUAGAUGGUAAUACCAUGGCAAUUUGAUAUACAGUUGCACAGUGAUUACCAUAUUCAUGUACCAUGGUAUUUGCUGUUAUUGUUGACACUCCAACAUACUUCAAAGAAUACCAUGAUAUUACCAUGGUACAUGUCCAAAAACCAUGGUAUCACCCAGGGUUGUGAUUUUUCCGGAUUAAUCCAGAAUUCUGUUUUGUUUUGUUUGUUUUUUUCAGGAUACAUUUUUUUUUCCGAUCGACAUGAAUUCUCAAUAAGCUGCGCAUUCUUUGCAUUCUCUGUAAGCACUUUUCACUAGGGCUGGGUAUUGAUACAGAUUUCUCGUUUCGAUUCCGAUUCAUAAGCUUUCGAUCUCGAUUCGAUAUCGAUUCAUAUGGGUACAUUUCUGUUAUAAAGUCCAUUUUGCUUACAUAUAAAAUAAAUUCUCAGCUUAUGCUCUGAAUGAUAAAGGAACCCUCUAGGCAACCCUUUUAAGUGCAAUUCGAAAAUAUUAAUUCUAUAAAUUAUAUUUUAUCAUUAGUUUCUCAUCAAAUUGGUCACAUUUUAGCUUUUGAAAAAAUUUCAAAUUCAGUCUGUUCCAUCAGUUAAUGUCUUGAAAUUGCAUAUAUUAUCUUGCAUAUUUUUGUUAUAUUUUUAUUGUUUACAUGCAUAAUUUGUACUAUUUACAAGUAUUUACAUUGAUAUGUAGAACACGUGCUUAAUCGGUACUGUCUCUUUAAGACUUGCAGCAUCAGCCAGUAAGCGCGUACAACGAGAGAAGACGUGCGUAAUUUCUUUAGCGAUCCAUGUGUGAUUUAUGAUUAAAUGUUUCUUUUUGUUGUUUUUAAUCAACAACUGACUAUAAAAAAAAGAGAAAGGGUAUUAAAAGAGACAUAUUCUGUGACAUAUGGAUCGGUGGAUCUUGUCUUUGGACACACAGAACCAGUUAAACCAAACUUUUUCUCUCAACAUGCACUGAAAGGACCUCUGUGAUAAUAACUUCUCCUCUAUACUACUCAAUCACUGGUAGGUGAAAUCUGAAUAUUUACUAGCCAGUGGCUAAUCAUAGACAUUUUGGUCGCAUAGCAUGAGAUUUGGUUGCAUUAUAGAGGGUUGCCACAUAGAGUAAAAGAUUGAUCUUGGUAUUUAAGAAUCAAUAUCGAGAUCAUUCAAACGAAGAUCGCGAUGCAUCAGAAAAUCUAUAUUUUUACCCAGCCCUACUUUUGGAAAUGUAAUUGGUGUCAUCUCACUUUGCCUUUUUCUUAAUGUGUUUUGUUACAUUCCACUGUUUUACUGGUUGUCUAUAAGUACAACUGCAUAGGAAUGAAGCAUUAGUUGAAUAAAAUGGAAAAAAGGUACCGGGAUUAGCAGCACUUUAUUGUUCAGAGUCUGUUUUACCAUAUUACAUGUUUCUUAGUGCUGUAGUAAUAAUAAUAACAACAUAAGUGUGAUUAUGAGCAACUCUUUACAAUAAUUACACUAUAAAUACAUUACUCAGUACUUCUGUAAAUAAGUACACACACACACACACACACAUAACCUUUUUGGAAUAGAAAGCAUGUAGUUUUCUCUCUAUCAUCCACAAGAAGAGAUGGAUCAACUGAUAGAAUAAUUUAAGUUGUCCCUCUAUUUCUUUGCCACUUAUGUAACAGAUCAAACUCUGCCAUCAGCUUUAAGGUCUUCCUCUUUCAAACUACUGUGGCAUCAAAGAUUUGUUGUCGACAAAUCCACCCCAAAAUCCAGGGUUUAACUUUUCUUCAUUCUUUGAUAUUAAUAUUUCUCCCCUGGCAGCCCAUACCUUAAAUUAGUUACAGUAAUAAGUUUCUAGAGAAGGGCGUUUGACUGUUCAAGAGAACCAUUUGCACAUUUUUCCUUUGCAAUAACUGAGUUAUAUCUUGUAAGUGCUAUCAUUGGUCAUUUGUUCAGUAAUACAAGUGACAUAUGGCAACCAAUAAAUAAUGUUAUUUUAAACUGCAAUGACAUUGUGAUGUUCUGGUGAUGUGUUUGUUUGCUAGGGACCAUGUUUAUUGAUUUUCAUCUGUUUGACAGAGAGGUAAUAUGGAAGAGUAUUUCAUGUGAUAUUCAAGUUUUUGGUGUAUACAUUUUUGAGUCGUUUUAAAUGGCUUCACCUUCUAUCACAAUAUAUAUCAUCAUCUUGACAUUUGACCAUUGCAUGGUGUGUAGUAAAAAGUGGCCAUGUAAAUUGCAAAGGUGAAAAUCACUACAAGGGAUUCACAAGCUUAAUGUGGUAGCUAUGACUGCUAUGAUUAUUUGUGAUGUUAAAUAUACUCCACAUCGAUCAUAAUGUGAUUGUAUUUUCUAAAUAAAUAUAAAGAUGUCAUGA
Molecule: messenger RNA, 4746 nt
Organism: Myxocyprinus asiaticus (Chinese sucker)
Lineage: Eukaryota; Metazoa; Chordata; Actinopteri; Cypriniformes; Catostomidae
Product: polyisoprenoid diphosphate/phosphate phosphohydrolase PLPP6-like
Exons: 2
Coding region: 502-1353 (283 amino acids)
Molecular function (GO): sphingosine-1-phosphate phosphatase activity
Source: RefSeq, a predicted model, not a curated record